AAGGACAGGUGACACAAUCACAAAAACAUUGACCAACAAGUUGAAUUGUGAGUGGGAUACAAUUUCUGCAAAAUUUUCCUUACUACUCCCAUCUGUUUCACAGCUAUUGCUGAAUUACUGAGCUGAUAAGACGCGUGACCUCAAUAUGCAUAUCUGAAGCCUCUGAGAUCGGAAACCUAUCUCCAUACUUUGAGAAAUUCUGAACUAAGGCAUAGGGCGGUGAGGUCGUCGGCCAUUUCUGCAAUCGUCCUCCUUGACCUGUUUGUGGUGAAUUGAUAUCGAAAGCAAAAGUACGGUAGCGUGUAUGUAUGUGUACACAAUGGCUACUGUACUCGGAGAACAACACCAAAUGCAGACACCCGCCCACUCUGACACUUGUGAAAAUACUGCAAAACAUUUGUGUAAAAGCUGCCAUGACCGUUUAUGUGACAGAUGUAAAGAUAUUCAUUCCAAAAGUAAAGGCACUUUUGAUCACGAGGUCGUUUUACUGACCUUUGAAUCGUUAACUUUGUCCUCAGAAUGUCCAUCGCACGUAGUCUGCAAGUGGCAUCCCAAAUUUCGUGCAAGUAUUGGUUGUCAGAAUUGCGAGGUACCAGUCUGUGAGAAAUGUCUUCUUGGAGAACAUAAUGGUCACAAAGUGAUAGAAUUCUCUCUACUAUUUCAAUAUAAGAAGGAAAAGUUAGAACAAAGGUUAUCUGCAGUUCUCUCUGAGCUUCCAAAAUAUGAAUCUGAGCUAGAGCAGGUAAGAGUAAGGCAAAAGAUUGUGUCUGAAAACAAUGACACGGUAAAGAAUGAAAUCGUUGCUUAUUUUAAAAAACUUUUUUCAACCCUCGAUGCGUCUAAACAUCGUCUGUUGAACAGCGUUGACCUAAAAACGAAAGCAGACUUGAACAUAUUAAAGAAUCAAGAAAAUGAUGUACAAAAUUAUAUUCAAACUAUGCAGGAAAACAUGGCCAAUAUUCAAAAUGAAGAUUUGCAAGAGAGAAUAUCUUUUAUUCUUUACAACAUUCGUGUCACUGAUAAUACUUUUCCAAGAAUAUUUCAACCAUGUUCAGUUCCUGGGAUGAUGAAAUAUUCAGAUGGUCACCUUGAUAAGGUAUUAGUCCAGACAAUUACAGGCCGCGUAUACAAUGGUACAGAGAAUACCAAGCUACUCGAUACCGACUCAGUGCAGUUAAUUAAAACCGUUGAAUUGGGUAAAGGUGUAGUUUUAUCACUUGCUUCUUGUCUAGAGGCAGAAACAUUCUGGGUAUUUUUGUCCGACAAAAAUGCCUUCGAAAGAUAUGAGAAAGGCCUACUAAUAAAAAAAAUCAAAAAAAUUAAUCGGUCUUCGGAAAAUAAACCAAUUUGUUUAGUCAAGAACGAAAACCUUGUGCUGUUUAGAAAGGAUUACAGUACAAUCUUCAUGCUAGAAGAUCCAAAUAUGAAAUUGUUUCUUGAUGUUACACCAUUGGCGAUUGUUUGUAUUUGUCCAACCAAAGACGAUGAACUGUACAUAGGAUUAGUUAAUGCAACAGAGAAACAUUUCGCAAUUGGUCGUUUUAAUUUAAUUGGUGAAUGCAAAUACUACAUAACACCUAUGCAUGGCAAGUGGAGUUCAGAAUAUAUCUUUACCGACGACAAGAAAUUAUAUAUCAAUGAAAAUCUGAAUGGGGACAUAUGUCUAUCAAUGGGAACGGUACACGUUCUUUGCGCAAAUGGAGACCACAGGUUUACCUAUGAUGGAAAAGAAGCUUCAAUGUCUCAGCCGUUUUUACCCCGGGGAAUAUGUACUGAUGUAUUAGGCCACAUCCUUAUUGCAGACGAAAACAACAAUGGAAUCCACGUCUUGGACAAGGACGGAAAAUUCCAAACCAUAUUAAAAAUUCCAGGAGAAUCACUGGCAACUCCCAUCUCUUUGUGCGUUGACAGCCAAAGCAACCUCUGCAUCGGUUGUAAGGAUGGUAAAAUAAGAAUCCUGAAAUAUUUAGAUUAGCUGUUGUUAGACUCUUGCCGGGGAAUCUAUCUGAAUAUUACUAUAUUUUUGUGAUUUUUUGCACACAAAUAUAUGAUUAGUUUUAUUUUCAUUGCAACACAGAUGAAAUCCGAAUGAAUAUAAUUAUAUUUCAGACCCUUAUUCUUUUUAGAAGUACAAAUAAAUAU
This is a messenger RNA of Magallana angulata, 2142 nucleotides long. RefSeq lists its product as uncharacterized. Lineage: Eukaryota; Metazoa; Mollusca; Bivalvia; Ostreida; Ostreidae. Gene Ontology annotation, molecular function: protein binding; zinc ion binding. The transcript has 2 exons. The record is from RefSeq and is a predicted model, not a curated record. The coding region runs from base 305 to 1975 and encodes 556 amino acids.